AUGCCUCCCACCAUGGAAGACGAGUACACAGUCAUAUUGCAAGAUCGCCACGACAAUGAAGCUUCAGAGGACGAAGGCGAUGAGAGUGAAGAUGAUUCUGUUGUAGCAACAGAAAACCCUCCCCAUGUUGUUUCUCCUGCUCCAAAAGGCGCCAAUUCUCCCAAGAAGCGACCACGAUCUCCAGAAGAUGACAACCCCACCAUCUUCGUUGCGGAGCCACCAAAGAAGAAGGUCAACAGGAAGUAUAGCAUUGCUCAUGAGUUCAUCACAAAUGGGAAUUUUUAUGUUAUUCAUAUUGACGUAGAGCAUGGAGGAGAAGGUUGCGGUAUUGUCCAACUGUCGGCUGUCAUCUAUGAUCCUGCUCAAUGGAAGUGA
Molecule: messenger RNA, 375 nt
Organism: Cylindrotheca closterium
Lineage: Eukaryota; Bacillariophyta; Bacillariophyceae; Bacillariales; Bacillariaceae
Source: the annotation of a GenBank genome assembly